UGGAACGUAAGCGCCUGCUGUCCUCCUUCGACCCCACCCGUUUCGUUUCAUGCCGCUUCUUUAGUCUCAACUUAGUCCAAAGUUUACCGCUAGCUAAGUCAGUGUUCCAAACUUACCAAAAGAAUGUACGCGGGACGCCGCCGUUAAGCUGCUGUGAUAUCCAAACAAGUAACUGAAGGAGCGAAAACUUUCGUGUCAAAAAUGGAGAACGACAUCCUGGAGAUGGAGUCCCUCUCAGAUGCCGAGGAACUCGGGGGAGAUGCCCGUUUGGAAAUGAUAGAAGAAGACGUCGUUUACCCCGAGGAGUUUCUGCCAACGUAUCACGGAAUCGCGGAAGGCUCGACGGUCGUUAAAGUGCAACUGGCCGACUUCAACGAGAAGCCCGAUUCGCUGUUCUUCAACGACGGCGUCCGCCGCAUCGACUUCAUUUUGGUCUACGAGGAUGAGGACAGGAAGGAGUUUGAGAAGAGACACACAGUCGCACGGCGAAAGAGACGGCGGGAAUACUUUGAGGCCAGCCUGAUGAAAAUGGGAAUGGAGUUGGAGGCCACACGAUCUGUGUCGGACGACAACCUUGUGUUCGUCAAAGUGCACAUGCCGUGGGACACGUUGUGCACGUACGCCGAGGUGCUACACAUCAAGCUGCCCAUCCAGCCCAACGACCUGUCGUCACAGCGCUCGCCGUGGUGGCAGUGGCUGUCGGCGAUCACCAAGCCCUUCUACCCGAACGAGAACCUCAUCAGAAAGGAAGCCGAGUUCUUCACCGCCCCCUUCGAGAAAGACCGCCUGGAGUACUUCUACGUCAAGGACAAAGAUGUUUUCUUCACCUCGUCCAUGCGGAGCCGGAUGGCUUAUUACAUCUUGAGUCGAGCCCCCUAUGAGAUACGAGGCAACGUGAAGAAGUUUGGCAUCCGGAAAUUAUUAGACAGCGGUGUCUACAAAGCUGCUUAUCCUCUCCAUGAUUGUAGGUUUAAUGUGAAGUCACAAGAAGAAGGCUGCCCCAACGAGAGGUUCCUCCUCUAUAGUGAGUGGGCUCACCCGAGAAGCUUCUACAAGAUGCAGCCGCUCAACCUCAUAAGGAAGUACUACGGCGAGAAAAUUGGUAUUUAUUUUGCCUGGUUGGGCUUCUACACCAUCAUGCUGGCUCUUGCUGCUGUUGUGGGUCUCAGUUGUUUCAUAUACGGAUACAAAACGCAAGAAACCAGCACGUGGAGCAAAGAGGUGUGCGACCCGGCGAUCGGAGGCAACAUAGUGAUGUGCCCGCAGUGUGACCAGGAAUGCAAAUACUGGCUCUUAAACAGCACCUGUGAAGCCUCAAAGAAACUGUGCAUAUUUGACAAUUUUGGCACGCUGGUGUUUGCGGUUUUCAUGGCAAUCUGGGUGACACUCUUCCUGGAAUUUUGGAAGCGCUACCAGGCCGAACUGGAAUACCAGUGGGACACGGUGGAGUUCCUGGAGCAACAGCAGCCGCCCCGGGCUGAAUACGAGGCCAAGUGUAUAUAUGAGAGGAAAAACCCAAUCACGGGGGUGAAGGAAAAAGUGCCAUACACAGCCUGUGGACGAUGCAUUCGAGUGUCAAUAGGAAUCGGGACAGUUUUAUUUUGGAUCCUGCUCAUCCUGGCCUCCAUCGUGGCCAUCACCGUGUACCGCCUGGCCGCCUUCUUCGCCUUCUCGGCCAGGCUACGAACGCAGGACCUGAAGGAGCUGGAGCCUCUCAAGGAGUACGUGACGCCGCAGAUGGCCACGUCGGUCACGGCCUCACUCAUCAGCUUCGUGGUCAUCAUGAUUCUCAACAUGCUAUACGAGCGGGUCGCUAUCUGGAUCACUAACUUUGAGCUGCCAAGGACCAAGACGGACUACGAAAACAGCCUGACGCUCAAGAUGUUCCUCUUCCAAUUCGUCAACUACUACUCGUCUUGUUUCUACAUCGCCUUCGCUAAAGGGAAGGCCGUCGGCUAUCCCGGACGACCCGUCUACCUCUUGGGAAAAUACCGUAACGAGGAGUGUGAUCCCGGUGGUUGUCUGAUCGAACUGACCACUCAGCUGUCAAUCAUCAUGGGCGGUAAAGCCAUCUGGAACAACAUCCAAGAGGUCUUAUUACCGUGGGUGAAAAACGUGAUCUUCCGCUACUGCACGCAUGCGCCGUCGCCAAAGGUGACCCCUCGCUGGGAGCAGGACUACCAGCUUCAGUCCAUGCCCAAAUUGGGACUCUUCUACGAGUACCUGGAAAUGGUCAUUCAGUUUGGCUUCGUCACCCUCUUCGUGGCCUCCUUCCCCCUGGCUCCGGUCUUGGCUCUGGUCAACAACCUGUUUGAAAUCCGCGUGGACGCCUGGAAAAUCACCACGCAGUUCCGCCGCAUCGUUCCGGAGAAGGCCCAGGAUAUCGGCGCCUGGCAGCCUAUCCUACAAGGCGUCGCCAUCCUGGCUGUCGCCACCAACGCGAUGAUCAUCGCUUUCACAUCCGACAUGAUCCCACGGCUGGUCUAUUACUGGUCCUUCUCCGUGUACCCGUACGGGGAGCAUGAUUCUCAAACCAUGCAGGGCUACAUCGAAAGAUCUCUGUCCAUCUUCAACGUUAACGAUUUCUCCAACUACAGCAGGCCGCUAAGCGCGCCGGACAACAUCACCAUCUGCAGGUAUCGAGAUUUCCGCUACCCACCCGGGCACCCUAAGGAGUACGAGUACAACAUCUACUAUUGGCAUGUGAUCGCUGCCAAAAUGGCGUUCAUUAUAGUUGUCGAGCACAUCGUUUACCUGACCAAGUUCAUCCUGUCUUACGUCAUCCCCGACGUGCCGUACGCCGUCAAAGAGCAAAUGAAACGGGAGAAGUACCUGACCCAGGUGAUCCUGCACGAGACCAACCUCAAGCUGGUCACCAAGCGCCUUAAGCCCAUCCACGACGUUUUGCACAAGAAUUCCGACGGAAAACCGGAAAUUGCGUUGGAUUUUGAUAUUUGAAAAAAGGAAAAAUGUGGCUCGUGAAUGACUGAACAUGAACAAAACUGUCAAGUUUAAGCAAGUUAGACAAUAAGGAGAAACAUAGCUUAUGUGUCUGAAUGCAGAGAGAAAAUUAGGUCAAGUUACUUUUAGACAGCUCGUGAUAAGCUUUACUGUUUUUAAAUUCUGACAUAUUUCAGUAUUAUUGAAAGCCAUAGAUUAUGCUUUAUUUUUACGUCACAAUCAUUUCUCAAUGUAUACUUACAGACGGAAUCCACGAGAGAAAAAAUAGAUUUUGAUUAUUUUAGCAGCAAAACAGUAUGUGUGAAAUCUGUCAAAAUGUUGAACGUUUACAGGAGGUCCAUCAGUCACUUUGUCAAAGUCUGAUUAAGUUCCUGUCAAAA
Messenger RNA from Syngnathus acus (greater pipefish), 3341 nucleotides. RefSeq names its product anoctamin 6 (gene ano6). Lineage: Eukaryota; Metazoa; Chordata; Actinopteri; Syngnathiformes; Syngnathidae. The coding region runs from base 202 to 2958 and encodes 918 amino acids. The transcript is spliced from 20 exons. The record is from RefSeq and is a predicted model, not a curated record. Gene Ontology annotation, cellular component: plasma membrane. Gene Ontology annotation, biological process: chloride transmembrane transport; calcium activated phosphatidylcholine scrambling; calcium activated phosphatidylserine scrambling. Gene Ontology annotation, molecular function: chloride channel activity; protein dimerization activity.